This is a messenger RNA of Pocillopora meandrina, 23758 nucleotides long. NCBI's taxonomy places the organism in Eukaryota, Metazoa, Cnidaria, Anthozoa, Scleractinia, Pocilloporidae. The record is from the annotation of a GenBank genome assembly.
AUGAGGACCGCUCUUUGCACUUUUUUACUGUUUGCAUUUGGUGUUGCUAAUGCUACUGAGGACCCAGUCACCGAUGGUAAGCACAGUCAUACCUAAGUAUAUAAUUUUACUUUGAAUUCAUCUUGGUAAAAUACAAACUGAACGUAAUAAAACGUGUACACUGAAAUAUAUAUAUUUCCGAGAUCGUUUUUAAGUAUGGAAAAAUUCCACGCGUUUAGAGAGAUGCAUGUAGGCGAAAAAUCCAUGGGAAAAUCGUAGCGUCGUUCUGUCGUUUAUUACUUUCAAGAUUUGCUACAAUCAGGAAAUAGGGCUCUUGUACAGAACAAAACAUUCAUUAGUCUAUAAUUUGAUUAUUUAUUAUCAUUAUCGCACAGUUCCUAAUAGGGAAACUGUAACAGAAGAGGAGAUUUUAAAGUCACAUGUCGCGUGCUUGUUGACGUACAAGUUCCCGUGUGUAACGACUUCGGCUUUUCCAGACCGCGGAUGACGGGAAACUCUGCCCUCCUCAUUUGAAGGGAAAUAUCAAUAGCCCUAUAAAAUUCAUUAACUGCGCCAUGUUUCCAGAAAAUAAGACUGGACAAUAUUUUUCCACUUCCCACCACCAAGAAAUUCCACGCUGAAAUAGUAUUUAUGGCGUGACUGCAUGACCUUGCACGAAAAGUAAAAAUUGUUUAUCUUUUUUUUCACGAAAACACUUCUGUAAAGUUCUUAAUCCUUCUGUUACUUUAUUUGCCUAUUUUUUGACUGCAAAUAUCGUCUGUAUUUGCUAUUAUUUUCGCUGAUUAUCAUGGCCUUUCCUGCGUGCACGUGUGAGCCAGUUGAUAUACAGCACUCUUUCAAAUUUCUUUGCGUGGUGUCGGGCUUAAGUGUGUAGGUCUGGCUCAAAAGAUAUCUGCACGCUGCAACUCGGGUUCCUAUUUUUUUCUUCUUUUUCUUUAUUUGCAUUUGUAUUCUCUUUCUUGCAUUAUCGAUAUCAUAAAGGUAUGUUUUUUUUAAUUCCCUCAACGCAUUCCCACAGAUUUGGAAGUAGGUUUUGAAUAGUGAAUAUUGACCAGAACUGAAACCUUUUCUAUCACUAUUUGUUUCAAAGAAUCCCUGUUAUCUAUAACUUUAUUUCUCAAGAAAAUUUAUUUUUAUUUGUUAUUUAUUUCCAUUAAAAAUGAAACUAGGUCCCGAUAAGUUUUUUUUGUUUGAGACUCCCAAAACUGUUUGCGACAACAUCAAUCUGGAAAUCAAAAGCAAUUACGACUGAGAAAUUCGCUUUUAGCCUCCUAGCCGCUGAAGGCAAAUCCGUGCAAUGAAGCGCUCUAAGACCUCUAUAAACUAGAGACAUUGCGUGGACGAGAACGUAAUGUGUUGAGGGGUCAAAUAUUUACACUUAAUCUGUGACCCUCAAGCGGAUCACGUACUCGUACAUGUAACGUCCGAAAAAAUGUCACGCAGUGCAGCAACGUUGGUGCACCUGGCGAAUUCUUUCCACUAGAUUCGAUAGUAAAGAGACAACUUAUUUACUAUUUGUAUAUGAGCAAGCUUAUUUACCCUAUAGAUAGAUACAAGUUUUUACUUUCUCAGUUCGUGCAGUGAUGCUCAUUAAGGGUGCGUUCCUUUGCGAGAAUCCGGGUCAGGAUUUCUGAUCUGUGGCGUUCCUUUCGAGCAAAUCCAUUUCCAGAUCAGUGAUCUAUCAAAUCCACUCUGGACAUGGAUACAUCGGAUUACUGAUCUGCGUGAUCUAAAGACGGAUCAUUGAUCCAACGCGUUCCUUUGGUCGAAGGAUCCGUUUAUUAGUCAUUUGGCCCAGCGGUGCCCAAUUUCAAACAAGUAGGCAAUUGAUCCACAAAUUCUGCGAUAAACACGAAAUAAAAUCGAUUUGUAAAGUUAAGUCGAUCGGCAACUGAUCGCAGGCAUUCAGAGUUCCCAAGUAUCCAUAUCGUAAUCGAUACUUGCUUCUGUUUUAAUUCCAUCGUUUGAGUUUACCAUGAAAAAUGUGCUUCUAAUAAAUAGUGCUAAUUAGAAAAAUUGUGUCCGCUAAAUGCCCAUGCAGUUAGACGAGCCAUUCAGGGAAGAGCUCAAUAACCCACGUGCAUACACAAGUCUUAAAAUAGCGCACUUUUUGGAAUUCUCUGAGAGCUCGCCUAAAACUCCGUUCCUUUUGUGCACCGUGAUCUGUGUGAUCUUGGAUCACAAAUCCUAAUCUGGAUCCUCCCAAAGGAGCGCACCCUAAUUUGUUCCGUCAAAAACGCUUUUAAUGAGAAGUCACGUCCACCCCGACAGAAAAAUUAAGCUCACCCUGUCAUAGUCAAUGGUUUGAUACCGUUAGUACCAAUUAAGGUACAUCAUUGCGCUUUGAUCGAAAUGUGCGUUUCCUCACGCUCGCCACAUUUAUUCUUUGAAAAAUUAUUUUACUGGAGGGCGAUGACGCUCAGUUUGGCGCGUCUUGACUCUGGCCGACAAAAAUCAUCGAGGUGAGCCCCAUUAAUUAUUGUUAAAUGUUAGUUGUUCUCCAAUUCUCUUUUUUUGCGUUGCCACAAGCCAAAAAUGAUUUUUGGCCAGACCACCCCUCUGGACAGUGAUCGAAAGUGUAAAUUUCAAAGAUUUUGUCCAGUGCGCAGCGACUGCAACAAUGUAGCUCACGGAAUUCUAUCUUGCUGCAAGUUAUAAGGUGUAUUCAGUUAGUUCACAGACAAAAUAUGGAAACUUCAGCUGAAAUAUUUUUCAUACAUGCGUGAUCAGAGGAGACCCUUCUCUUCGACCUCAAUUUGCAUAUCAAAAAUUCACUAUUUUGUACGGUAGAAUUCUCAAAAUGCAGGAGUUAAUCGGAAUGAAAAAGUAUAUCAGUGCAUAGUUUACACACCAAUGAGGUCACAGAUUGCCUCAAAUCCGCGGGUAUAUCUCUAGCUUCCAUCCACCAACUUCUUAAAAACAACGCAAAUCCAUGUGUUUGCUCAAUUGCGCUUGUGUCAAAGAUCAUUUGUAUUAUUCUUAGAAUUGACCAAGAUCUCCUUUUGACCGUUCAAACUUCGUGCGUUUAUCUUCUACGUUGAGGAUUUUAGGUUUUCACAGCAAUUGAACGGAGAUUAGAGGCCGAGUUGUCCUAAAACGUUGCGUAAACGUGAUCGGUCGUAACGCUUGCGCGCUUGCGUGACUUACAAAGUAGACAAAGGUGAUCGGAAGGCGCCUUUUCGAUAAUUUACGUUGAAAUAUCAAGUGAUGAACUACGUACAGUGUAGAGAAGAUCAAAAUUAAAGAAUAAAAUUUGGCACUCUGAUCAAAAUAGACAUAUUGCGUUGCUUAAAAGGACACAAAAACAAGUUAAAAUAGGUUACAGUGUUUAUAUUUACAAAACAACACGCAUACACUCUGAAAUAAUUAUUGGAGUUUCUCCCGAGAUUUAGUAUACGGAACCCGAUGAACUAACCCUCCUUUCCGCAGAUUUUUUUCCGUCACUAAUGAUGUUACGCUCUUAUGGACCACAACGGUUUUGAGCGACAAACUCGACAUUACCCUGCGACCAUCAAAAUCAACUGGACAAACCCAGCUUGAUAUAUUGCGUGACGGGGAAAUUUUUCCCCUUGCCAUAUGGCUUGUUUCGCGGGUUCUACAAAUGGAAACCAAAAUUAGUUAGUGUAACGAAUUAGAAUCGAAAGUAAUUAACAUGGACUGAAUUACAUUUUAAUGAGAAUUUUAACUUUUAAAAAGGUCUACCUGAUUCAUGGAAAGCAAAGAUUGGAGUGGCUUUGGGUAUUUAAGCCCUGAUUUCUCUCCUGUAAUGCCGGUGUCACAACUUUCCUUUUAAGCAUCCUUUGUAUCAUACUUGGUAACUAAUUCUAUUUGCAAGCUUUUUUGUCGAUGUUCUAUCGGCAGAAAUAUUGGACAAGAUGGCGGCCGCGCUUGCGCAUUUCAUCUAUAAUGGCGUCCAAAUAAUAUAAGAAACUGUAUGGAAAUUUGUAAAAUUUCUAAAAUAUAAACAAUCAGGAGCUCAUGGUCUGGUCUGCUCUCGAUCGAGACAUAUUCAGUACUGAUUCUGCUAUUCAAAAAACCUCACAGGGACUCGAUAAAUAAAAACCACUUACUUCCCGAGCCAGUUCUUUUGUUAUUGAUCAUUGACCUAGGUCGCCACACAGUUCUUCAAAAUCCGUCGUUCUCCAUCCCAAACACUCGCUUAUUACAGGAAAGUGCAUCAAUAAAGUCAACUGCUCUCGAUCGAAUUGACUGCUACAGAGUUCGAAGCGUCCAAAUAUCCUAUAAUUGCCUUUUCCUCCCAUCAAAAAACUUCCCAACGCGCCAGAAUAUCCCUUAUUUUCCAUGUUGAGUAAGUGACGAGACGCCAUGUUGAAAACUAUGACUGAAAUAGUUCAACACGAGCAACGCUGAUCUUCGAAUCGUCGGCCAUAUUUGUUUAUGUUCUUACAGGGAAAUAAACUAGUUCUCAGGUCCUUUUCGGAAUAAAAAUAUGCCAGGCGCGCGAAAAUUACAUUAAAGUAAAUCAAAAUUCUGAUGUCAUGUCAUCGCUUUGCCUCGAAAAAUCCCAAAGAUUUACUUGCAGGUCUUCUUUUCUUUUUCUUUUCAUCAAAAUAGAAGAUCUGCGGUGCUCAAAUUGUAUAACUCAUGGUACGAAACACUCUUCCUUGCAGAUCGAGCCGUGAUCGCCACCAUAUUGAAUUCUCUUGAUAUUCUAUUGUUCCGGAGUGUUAUAUGAUAUACCGGUGAUAAUUGUUAGCGGGCUCGAAAUGUCCUUGAUUUCUAGCGAUGGUUUCAAUCACGACACCACACUCCUCAAUAAAGGUUAAAAAAAAAACCCAGCCAUUUCGUUCCAAUUCUUCCGCAUUUACUAUAGCGAGUCGUACAGUAUACGUAAGAAUUAGAUUUGAACAAACUACUCCAUUCGAACUAUUGAAAUUGUUACAAUAAAUCUUUGCUUCUUCUGAUGCGAAUCAACAUUGGCACGAAACGUCAUAACAAUAGUGGAGACUAUUGCGUCCAGUCACAAAAAUAACUCUGAUUAAACAAUUUUUUAACAAGAACGAAGAAACUACUCCUAUUACAAGUCCUUCGUUAAGCCUAUGAUAAGUAAAAAUGUUUUUAUUCUGAACUAUUGGAACUCUCAGCUUAUUUUCAGAUGCAAAUCAACAUUAACGUCAACGUCUUAACAAAAGUGGAGACUAUUAUAUCGAACUCAAUCUUGUUUUCUAAUUUUAACGAUUAUUAACAGUUGAGGGAUCCGAAAUAACACCUCAAUAAUUACGAAGACGUCUACAGUCUGGCAAUCUGCACACAAUGCAGAGCCACUCGCCCUCCGGGGCAGUCUUAAAUCCCUCGCAGCUCAUGUGUAACCAUUCCUCUCACAACUUGCACUGUACCACGUCGUUCCAACACUCGGGCAUUGAACAAUGACAAAAUAAAUUAGUUUCACAAGUUUGUCUCUUAUUAAAUCUGGCGGUGUUCGACCAUCGCGGAAAAGGUUCAAAACCAAAUUCUUGCCCAUUUUCCCUUGGUCAAAAGAAAUAUCCAACGGGAUGCCAGUUCGUAUACAUUAGCGAUACGCAUGUUUUGAAUUAAAAACAUAUUUUAGUACGCGCUGGAACGUAAAGUAUCAUCCAUUUUUACUAGAACGUUAAGGAUGAUGUUUUCACUCAGUUUUGUUGGGGGGUCCAAAUCCGCGGGGGCGGGGGGGGGCCCAUAUCCGCUAGCGGAUUUGGACCGGGGGGUCCAAAUCUAGGGGAGUCCUAAUCCGCUGGGACACCGGGACGACGUAUCGAAUCAUUUGAAGUACUACCAGCUAUCCAGCGAAAUCCUCGAUUACCAGUUAAUUUUGUUUCGUUCCGGUCAUUUUGACCAUAAUAAGGAAAAAAAAAUAACGGUUGUUAUAAUGUUCUAAACAUCCGAACACUUUAAGAAACAUUGGAAAUGCGGUGAAAGUAUUUGUUAACAGCCGCAGCACAAGGGAAAAUGUGAGGCAGUAAAAGAAAGCCAGACUGACUGGAGAUGUUUCUGAAGUUUUCGUAGUUAAAAUUGUAGUCGGAUCACAUGGGUAAUAUAUUUUCAAUUUCUCGAGAGUGAAGGCUAUUAUUUAACUAAAAAUUGGUUCGUGAGUGCCUAUCUGUGCUAUCUGCAAUAGCAGACAAAACCAGAAUUCUCUUGACAAAAUCAAAGGACAAAUUGUGUCAUAACGAAUUUUUAUCUCGAUUUUUGCAUCCGCUUAAAACUUCAAAACUGUCCUUGAUCUUUGACACGAGCGCAAUUGAGCAAACACAUGGAUUUGCGUUGUUUUUAAGAAAGGGUGGAUGGAAGCUAGAGAUUAACCCGCGGAUUUGAGGCAAUCUGUGACCUCAUUGGUGUGUAAACUAUGCACUGAUAUACUUUUUCAGCCCGAUUAACGCCUGCAUUUUGAGAAUUCUAUCGUACAAAAUAGUGAAUUUUUGAUAUGCAAAUUGAGGCCGAAGAGAAGGGUCUCCUCUGAUCACGCUGGUAUGAAAAAUAUUUCAGCUGAAGUUUCCGUAUUUUCUCUGUGAACUAACUGAAUACACCUUAUAACUUGUAACAAGAUAGAAUUCCGUGAGCUACAUUGUUGCAGUCGCUGCGCGCUGGACAAAAUCUUUGAAAUUUACACUUUCGAUCACUGUCCAGAGGGGUGGUCUGGCCAAAAAUCAUUUUUGGCUUGUGGCGACGCAAAGAGAAUUGGAGUACAACUUAACUAUUUUUGAAACAUGUGUCCUAUACCCUUUUCAUGGGCAAACAAUAAAAGAAAACUUUUUUCCGACGGGAAGUCGAGAGGACCGCUCUUAGCGGGAGCGGCACUUAAAAACUCUGUCUAUCCUUGGUUUGCACGCAGAAAAAAAAAAAGACAAAUUCUUAACGGUAUUUUAAAAUGUUUUAUUCAUUAGUCAAUUUACAGCCCGAGGAAAAAGCAAAAUUGAAACAACCGACGUAUCGGUCAAAUGAAUUCCAAUUUUUUCAACAAGGAGUUUGUAAGUUCAUUUUACCAGUAAAUUUAACAGGGGGUCAAUGUUUUGUGACAGCCGAAGAUAGACUUCUCUGAAAUGCCUCUGAAACUCUUAAAGAGUUUACACUUACGGUAAUAUUUUCCUCCUUCUCACAACAGCGCAACAGAUAUUGUUAAUCCCAUGUAGUGCACGUGUAUCAGUUGUAUUACGUCUUCAUAGUGAUGCCAUAUAAGUAAUCGAGUAUCUAAAAAGCCCUGAAUUCAACCUUAAACUCUAAAUUGAUAGAGUCAAGAUGGCGCAGUUGUCUUGUUCAUUUGCAACUAACUGUAGAACCAAAUGUUAUUUUUCUCGCGCUGGCACCAGGCAGUCGUGCUACAUGCCAUCUCACCGAUUUCAAUGAAACUUUUCCAGUUUAAAGGGUCUACUCAAAACUCAAAAAGACAAACUGGUUUCUGUUUUUUUUUUUUUUUUCUGGGGGGAGAUAGACUACCCCUUAGGUUUUUCUUGAUUUUCACCAAGGAAAUCGCUUCAAAAUAGGUGUGUGUACGAAGCUCUCAUUGCAAUGCUAUGUAACCAAUUAUUCUGAGAGUUUGCACACAUAUGUUUACAUCUUUAGUUAAUGUCCAACGCAUGUAUCAGUCAAUUUGAUAGACGGCUUGUCAAUCAACAGAGGCAUCCCAUUCAGUUUCAAGGCGAUUCGUUUCGAAAGGCGUUAGAAAUCGUCGCGUAAUAAUUUAAUCCGAAAGGCUUUUGUUCCUUGUCUGUGAAUGACAGAUAACUGUUAAUAUGACAAUGAUUAUCAUAACAAUAUUUGGAUCAGUUUUCCUCAAAAUAAGAAACGUUGGCAGAAUAUCUACUCUGACAAACUCGCGACAACUGAUAAUACAUUCAUUCAAAAAAUGAAAAUUUGAUUUCUUUUCAGUAUUAAUUUUUUUCCUCAACCACCUUGAGUGUAUCGGCAGCAAAAUAGUUGUCUUAAGUACAGGUUGAAUGAUGUCUGAAUUUUCUGCCCGAGACUUCUCUUAACAUUUCUCGUUACGCUGGAGACUGUAUGGGUCAUUUAAGUACGAGAUUUCAUGAAAGUUGAACAGGUAAUAUUGUUUUUGAAAGAUCAAUACCUCCACUGAAAUGAGACGAAGACUGAUAUCCGCCAUAUGCGUAUUACUGAAGCGGUUCGCUGAAAGUUUGUCGGUGAUAUUUGAGCAUGCGACAAGAAAGAUUUGUCUGAUAGAAUGAAAAAACCUAUCUUAUUUCCAAUCAUCUUUGUUCUAAUUCGCAACACGCACGCGAUCAAGAGCUGCUUAGGUUAGGACAGCGUGUAUGGUUGAAGCUUGAUGUUUCAUGUUUCAAUUCUUAAUCGCUUCUAUUUGAUCCCCUUUCCUUUUAACUGACCAGGAUAUUUUAUUUUAGGGUAAUUUGGAAAGUUGUCCACAAUUUGUUGACAUUUUGUACAUAUGCAAGGAAAUAAAUGAAACGAUUCAGAUACAUAGGCGUAUCUCAUUUAUACACUCCAACUUUUCCUUUUCCUGCUCAUAGCUUAUCAUUUGUUUUCGCAUUUCUUUCGGACGCGAAGUAACAAAUGAAUUAUCACAAAUACGAUGGAUGCUAAGAUGGGAAAAAUGAAUGCGUUAGGGCGGAAAUUCCAACCAAAGGUUAUAGAAGCUAGAAGAAAUAUAGGUGGCUUCCUCUGGCUUAACACUUUGUUUAGAAUAGGCUUGAAAAGGUAAGGCAUUCUUUUCAUUUUCCUUUUCAUGCAGAAGACAGCAGUAAUUGCAUACGUUUGUACAAGGGUUCUAGUUACACAUUCCACCGGAACAAUUCGGAGAAUUGGUACUCCUGGUCCAAUAGCAGAGAUCUGUGCAAGAAUGCUGGAUAUGACCUUGUUUCCAUUGAAAGUUAUGGGGAAUGGAACUAUUUAAAUCAAACUAUCCAGACAUUUAAAACAGGGGAAUACUUCAUUGGGCUGAAGAAAGAUAUAUCGUCGGAAGAGUGGAGAUGGUUAAGUGAUAAUAGCACAGUAAAUGCGUCAAGGAAGGGAGUAUGGCCUUGGGCGCGAAGUCAACCUAACAACCCAAACUCGGAUCAUUGCGCACAAAUGUACAAGACGCACGGAGGCUCUGGUCGGUAUAAUGAUGUGCGAUGUGACUUAAAAUUGAAACAAGCAGGAUACAUAUGUGAGAGGUGCACUGAAUGUACCGUUAGAGAAGGUUGGUUGAACAAUCCACAAAGCUGACAGUAUGACGAUUGUAAAUACACAGUGCUGUGAUACGAUUAAGCUAUUCUAAAUACGUUCUAACUUUGAUAAUCAUAAUUUGAGCAUGCUAUACCUCAUUGGAGUUGGGAAUAUUCCGCUCGCCUGAUUGCAUCCCCACUGCAGCCCAAGCAGAAUCAUUAAAUGCGCCGUCAUAGCGGCUCGAUUUAUCGCAGUAGGAACAGAAAAAUGAGAGCCACAAAUGCAUGAUUUCACCUUUUGAAUUUGAUGGCCACAAGUUUAUCAACACAUUUACCAAAUUCGCUCGUUCUUCCAAGAGCCUCAUUUGGACCUCACUAUACUAUUUCAUUAGACCAAUGCUCGACGACUUCAUGCGUAGAGUCACGUGACCCAAACAAAAGGAGAAUAAAUGGUCAGCGACUCAACCUUAAGAAACUCAAACAAAUGCUUUAGGAUGAUCAUGAAAAAAAAAAAAAUUUAAAAAAAAUAAUUGUAAUAAUAAUAAUAAUAAUAGUAAGAAGAAGAAGAAGAAGAAGAAGAAGAAGAAGAAGAAGGAGAAGGAGAAGAAAAAUAAAAAUACAUAGUGGGACCAGCCGCCAUUCUCCUAUUAGAUUAAAAUCCCGAAACCACAAGGACUACUAUCCAAUCAAACCUCAAGAUAAAGCUCAAGGGACUUGUUAUCAAAGCAAUCUUUUUGCUUAGUUCUUUCAAAUUUGUUGAUGAAAAGAGAAUUUAAAGUAGAUAUAUCGUCCUGACUGAGGGGUAAUGCGGGAUUUUUUUUUUCGUCAUUAACUGCCAAACCACAUCGUAAUUUGUUUUGAGAAUCUCCCGGCGGUGUUGCGUAACAAAGAAGGCAGAGUUACCUUUUGUUUCUCUAAAGCACAGGUUACAUAAGCGUCAGGUAAUCUAAAGACACCAAAACCAAAAAAAAUACAACGGAUGACUUUCUUCGUGUAAGAACACUCUUCCAGCCUUUUCGUGCCUUGUUCCCCUUGGCUAAGUACUUAUCAGCAUCAGUUAACAAUCUUUGGAAUGAUGAAACGGAUUCGUUAUUUGAAACUUGAAAAUGGUUUCGUUUCUUUCUACAGCAGAGAUACUAGGGGCGAAUAAUCAAUCAAACACGACGCGCGUAUAGCCGCUUUGACGUAAUCGAUUAUACUGGAAGUCUAGUGGUGAAAAUAUGCAGCGACACUAGAGAAUAAAAGAAUUCACUUUUUAGGACUAUGUAUCUUUCACGUCUGGCGUAGAAGUGGGCUAAAUACUACUGAAUAAUGUAAUCAUAAAAUGGUUUAAUUUAUCACCUGAAAAUCUAAACCAGCAAUUAACAGAGCCUAAGAUCAUUUUCGUGUAUACCACCUUGAAAAAAAAAGACAAAAUUGGGAUAGUCAAUUCGUAAAGUGUUAGGUAAAAAAGAUAAGAUGAGACAAUUAGGUUUCGAUUUAUUGGUAUUUUUUGAGCAUAGAAAUGAAAUAAACUGAGGUAUUUAAUACGUUCGUGGGUAGCUCUGAAUGUAAUGAUUUCUACAUUUAAUUUUCCCUAUUGCUCUGUGUCAGGGUCGACUCGAAGGCCACAAACGCUGGAGACUACUCCUUUUAAAGAAUCAACAACAAAGGUGGGAAAAGUCUACACCCAACCAACAAAUGCAAGACCUUCAACAUUGCAAAACCGACCCACAUUCAAUCUCUCAACAAAAGGUACAAUGUCACUAUAUCAAUGUCGUCUACGUCUAUAUUACAAACGUGUGUAGGCUUCUACUUUUAUGCAUUUCUUAGUCCAUGGAAAUUUUAAUUAGAUUUCCAAAGUCUUAAGCUAGGAAAGAUGAAAUGAAACAAUUAGGGUUCGAUUUUUUUGAUGUUUUGUGAGCAUAUAAAUUGAGGUAUUUGAUAGGUUCGUGGGUAGUUUUGAAUGUGACUAUUUCUAUUUCUAUAUUUUCUCUAUUGCUUUGCGUCAGAGUCAACUCGAUGGCCACAAACACCGGAAACUACUCGUUUUAGAGAAUCAAGAACAAAGGUGGAAAAACUCUACACCCAACCGACAAAUGCAACAAUUUUUACACUGCAAAACCGACCCAAAUUCAAUCUCCCAACACAAGGUGCAAUGUAACUAUAUCAACGUCGUCUGUCUGUAUUAUAAACGUCUUUACACUUCUAGUUGUUUUUAGUCAUAAUUUUAUAUUUGAUUGCCAUAGAGUUUCAUUUCCUCAUUUCGAAUGUACCAAUUUACAGCAUGCACUUAUGGGGAGUAAAAUCUUACAUUGCUCACUUUAUAUAACACCAAAAUAAUGUUAUCACGAACGACACCUCCGUAUUUCCCAAACCUUUGUUAUAAACCAGCAAUAAAUUUUAGUAUGCCAGUAUGAAAUAUACCCCUAUGCUCAGUCUAAUAAAUUAUUCCACGAGUUGACCAGGGAAACGGAGGAGAUCGAUUUUAGAAAAUGACGAAAGUAACAAAGGUGAAGAUCUUCAUAAAAAUGUUUCGGGCAGAGAAGAGUAGAAAUGUAACUUGUGAGUUUAUAGAAAAUUUGAACCUUUAAUAUUCUAAUGAUCGAUCACAGUUUGUGAAAAGCAACAUUCUAUUUCGCUAGGUUAUUAACUUUACUUUAUCUAUCCUUUUUUAGUUUUCAGUUCAAUCAGCUUUCGUUUUUCAGAAAACCAAUAGGAUCAAUAUUUUUUUUCUUGUUCAGGGACUACGUUUGAGAAUACCUUUAGUGAAUCGUCAUCGCAAAACGUUUCAACUGGCGAGUUAAACUUGGUGUUGAUCGUCAUAGUGCUUCUGGUCAUUUUUAUCAUGGCCAUUGCAGUCGUGUUCGGAAUAUUGUUUUAUCGGCGACGCCAAAGUCAUAAGAACCAAGGCAAGUUUCUUGCAUCAUUUACGAAAUCUUUUUUUUUUUUAAUUAUUUUUUAUUUAUUAUUAUUUUUUUUAAUAUAAUGAUAUGAUGUUCGAAAUAUUGAAGCACGAAGUGGAAGUCAUUCCCUUGUCUGGUAUAGUACACUUCUGAGGUGAUGUGAAGCCUUAAGGUUCUUUACAAGGCUAGUUCUUCCAUCCAAUGGCUUCCUUUUUUUUUAUAAAGGAAUGCAUCCUUAUUACACUCGUUUAUUAUUUAUACCCUUAUACCUCCUCCCCCUUCAGAUUUCAGUUUUCAAAAAUUGGAAAAAUAGAAUGUGCCGUUGUCUCGCAUUUUCUCAGGUUUGUGGGACCAAAAAAAUUUGGCUUAAUAGCCCCUCCUCUCUGAGACUUCACUAUUACAUUAGAUGGUCUUUUUCCAGUUUUCUUCAAAUGUUACUUUUACUGAAACUUGAUCCUUUGUGUUUAAGGCGAAUUCUUCCACAAGCAUUUUAUGGUGCUUUUGGCUGUUUUGAAGACCGAAAAUGUAGAGGAGUUUCCCAAAUUUUUUCAAGUUUUUGAUUCCCUGUGUGCACGCAGGGAAUAACCGAGCUCUUUGAAUACCUCUGGUUUUCUAGUCGAUUUUAGUGAAUAUGGUAAACAUUUGAAUAAAUAAUCAACAUAUUUGGCAAACUCUUCCUGAGAGAGUAAUAAAAGUAUCAAGGGGGGAACAAAACACCUUACUCCCAACUGGAAAUGUUAUAAUUAUUUUGGAGGGGAGGGGUCUGUUUAUUGCACAUCGGAGGGUUGUUUAUAUUUUAUCUUCGCGUUCUAUUAACAUGUAGUUUCUUCCCUUUUUUUUCGAUUGGCAACGACGAUGCUGAUGUGUUUUAUCACGAAAACAACGAUACGGCAAGUAGUAUACAGUAGUAUACGCUAAUCUUUAGAACUCCGUUAACUGAUUUUUUUUUUUUUUAAUGAACUCAAAUUUUUUUUCCAGAUUUUCAACAUAGAAAGCCAUAGAGUUUUUAAAUAAUUUUUUCCGGGGAAACUUAGUGUCUACGAAAAUAAUUUUAAAUGACGAGAGAGCAUUUCCAAAUUAGCUUUGAGUUUAAGGUGCUUUGGAUUGUAAAAAUCAAUAUUAAAAUGACACAGAGCAAAAACUGUUCAAAUGCACCCACCAGGCUUUUUUUUGGUACAUAUCAAAUUAUAAUAAGAAUUUUUCUUAUUGUCUCGACAAUAAAUUUUUUUACCAUCUAGACCUCAUAUCUGACGAACCGUCAUAACCUUUCCUCAAUGGAAAAUUUGAGUUCUAUUUUUAUUUGGUGCAUCAUAUUUGCUUUUAAGUAUACAUGUGACUUACAUCCCAAAUAGUGUUACUUUUCUAUUAAAAUCGAGGGCAGAAUACCACGCUACCCUAAAACGAAAGUGCAAAAUGUGAGCUUUAUGAAUAUAUCCUAAUAUAUUCCAGUCCCGCUAAGUGAGAGAGAAUAUCAUUUUGCCUUACAGAUCACCUUCAGAUCACGCUCACGAUCGGGUCACUUGCACCUAUGAGGUGCCCCUGAGUUCCGAACUGCAAUCGAUCGAUCCUGUGCUUAUUCAACAAAUGCAGAGCUCUGCCGAGCUUACUGUACACUUAACCCUUUCACAAACGGAAUCUGUGCCGGCCACCUACGAGACAGUAAGCGACUGCAAAAAGGAGUGUGAGCGGGAUAACAUUGAUGAGACUAAUCGAAAGUCAAGGUCAGUAAGAGAGGGAUAUUCAGAUACUCAAGAAAGAGUACGGGAAAACACAGUGUUGGUGAGUGGUGAGAAAGGAAUACAGCAGCCACAUACUCUGUGCGAUAAUAAAGAAGAAAACAAGGAUCAUGUUUACGCUGUUGUUCAUAAAGAACGAAAGGGCAGAGCCAAUUCUAAAGCAAGCACGCUCAGAACACCAUCAGACCGCCCUCAAGAAGGAACAAGAGGGUCACCUGUGAACCGGGGUUCCUUCGUCGAUUGCGUUGAUCGUUCGUCGCAUCCAACUGAUUCAGGGCUCGGAAACAACGCAAAGGCUGCAGAGAGCAAAACACCACAGGUUGGCGGGAACAUUGAAUAUUUGUACGCAGCUGUUGACAAGACAAAAAGGAAGAAGAAACCGCCACAGGUAAUACAUUUCACAAAUCCGACCAACAAUUUUUUUUUGUUUUGUUUUUUUAAUGAAGACCUGUUUAGCCUUCAAUGCUUUUGAAUCUAAGGAAAAAAUAUUGACCCAUUCAUCUCUUCGAUUCAAAAUAUAAACCGAUGACAAUGAAACGUGCAGCUGAAAUAGGCAGAUGGACUUGAUUUUAAGUAUCUAAAGGUUCUUCUAAAAACUGCACAGGUAUAUCAAAACUAACAGACAAACGAACAAAAAUAAACCAAAAACAAAUCAAAGCAAAAAGGCAACACUAAUCUUGUCAGCUUAUCAUGUUCGUGUCAUUUUUUCCUCAUUAGCUACUAUGUUGUUAUUCGGUGUCACUUGUUUUACGAAUUGCCCAUACGAUAUCAUUCACUUUUAUGAUCUAGAAGCCCUCUCCAUACCGUGGUCUUGUGUACGCAGAUAUGGUCCAUUCCCGAGAAAGUAGCGCAAAGCUCAUCAAAGAACAGUCCCAAACCGUGUACGCCCAAAUCAAUCAUGCCAAGACAGCAUGCGUGAUGAUAUCUCAGCAGAAUCUGGAGGAAAAAGAGAAAGGCGAACAUCAGUGAACUCUGUUCAUUUCCAAUCCUAAAAAUAAUUUAAUGAAGAACAUAAAAAUCAACUCAAACCUUAAAGAAAAAUGAUAAAUUGUCUUGGAAACAAUAAUCAUUAAUCAUUUGUCUUGUCAUUAUAAACAACUGACUAUUUUGGUAAAAAUGAUGGUGUCCAUCAUCCUCUAUUAUCUUUUAGAGAACUAUUAAAACAUAUGUAUACGUUUAAGAGUCUUGCAUGUUCCCCAACCACCAUUACAAGUUACCCUUUAGGAUUAGUUUAACUACCAAUUUUUACAAGGGUAAAAUAUUGUAACUAAAUGUAAUCUUCUGUAACAAGAUACUUAGGAUGAUUUACUUUAAGGCACAUAACAAACGGAAAAAAAAAACACAGUGUUACUUACAAGAGAUAGGUUUUUUUUAGCGAUUAGUUGGAAAUCAGCGUACUGCGCUCGGGUGUACUGAAGGAAAAUCUUUAAAUUCUUUAAAUCAAACGAAUUUAAGACAUUAUAAUCAUCUGGUAAAGUAUAAAACUUUGAAAAUAUCCUUAACUUCUUUUUCCUUUUUAUAUUUAAAAUAUAUAUUCCUAAGGUCUGUUGACGUUAAUUAAACUUCAGCGUCAGCGUAUUACUUGUUUAAACGGUUGUAUUUUUAAAUGUCGCGGUAUGGAGUAUCGUAAAACAAAACACGAUCAAAAAAUGAACAAUUUGAUUUAAUCAAUGGGAAAUUUUAUAGCGUGAUUAGAGUGUUUGCGAUAGAUUAGUCCUAUUAAUGAACAUGACACAACUAUCGGUCAGUAAAUUCUGGACGGAAGGUUACUCCGACAAUGUUUUACUUUGUUUUAAAUGUAUGAAUUACUUUAUGUUUCAGUCACUAAGCUUUGAAAUUCAAGCGACCACUUAUCUUCCAAACUGACUAUUCACGAAAAGAACAUCAGUAACAACGGCUUAACUAUCACAGCAGUCAAACGUCGGGCGUGCGUAAGGGGAUCAAUUUUCGCCGGCCGUGCGCCAAUUUCCCGCUCAAAAUUUCGAGGGAAAACUUAAAAAAGACAACUGCUGCCUCGCAAAAUAGGCGAAUGAAUAUUGAAACUUUCAUAGAAAUCUUUUAACCGCCUAAAAAUGUAGUCGUUAAGUGCAGAAAUUUAAAAAAAGUAGGGAAAGGAAAACUCCACUUUUUGAUUAUAACCAGUUUUAUUUGAAAAAAAAAACAUGACUUCCCGGUAUGUGUAGCUGUUUGAAACCCGUGUGAAGCUACAUUGAUUUGACAACCUGAGAGCAGGCCACUUACUCACAACAUGCACAAACGUGUGACUGUCCACUCGGUUGCGCCUCGUAAGCCACCUUAUUGUUUCCUACCAAAUUUUGUCGUUACAUGUGAUCUAUUCCUAAACAGAGGCAUGAUAACGUGGAGUUCAUUUGUUAAUUAGAUAGUCACAACUACAAAUUUUCUGUUACAUCUAACACUGUAUGAUGAAGUUAAAGACAUCUAUUUUUGGGCCAACACAUGCCAUAAAGCCCUUGUGUAGCUGACUGCAUACCCCGCCUUAAGUUACCUUGCAGAGCGGCUCAGUUUAAACAGAGCACUCAAGGGGGAGGAGGGUGGCAGGAGUUUAGGAGGGUGGCGAGGGGAGUUAAGAGGGUGGCGAGGGGGAGGAGGGAGGAGGGAGGAGGGAGGAGGGGGAGGGAGGAGGGAGGAGGGUGUUUGUAAAUAAAAGGAACAAGAACUGAGGAAGAACUUAUUAAACGAUCUAUCCCUUAAAAUAGCAAUAACUGAUUAUGAGUGCCCUUAAAAAAAAAAAAAAACUCAGUCAUAAAACUCAGCGUUCCUUGAAAAAGCCCUUUAAAAGAAUUUCUGAGCUUCCCCACCCGUCCUUAACAUAACCGUGGAUUAAUCCCCUCAUUACCUUUAACUCACAGUCGUGGAUAUUACUUAUUUUAGCUCUUUUUGUAGAUCCCAGACUGUCAACAACAACUCAGAAGACAGUUGAAGAUCCUAGUGACAUAAAAACAAAGGAUAGUCGCUCUUUUGGCCGCACUGUUCAUCAUCGCGUUGAUCAUCAUUGGCGUGGUUUUAGUUUUGCCACGAAACAGAAAACCAAAUAGAGGUAUUCCUGUAAUCAUAUAUUUUGUUUUUCUGUUAUUAUUUUUUUAAGGUAGAAUUUUAAAACGUUUUUAACUUUUGAACCUUUUCCUGGGGAAGAGACAGUUUAACCUAAGAGAGGAGAUUAGGAACGUACGUGUGCGCGUGCGUCUUAACAAAGACAUACAAACAAAGAAUUUAGAACAAGCUGGAUUGAAAUAUGUGCCAACAAAGGAAAAUGACUUAAGACUUGCAACUUUAAACUCUGGCGCUGUUUUAGGCCUAUUUUCUCUGUUUCUCAUCUUUAUUUUAAUCAGGGUCUGAAGUGGUGGGCAGACUAACAGGAAUUGUCUUGCAAUUUAGGUAAUGUUUUAGAGAUCAGUGUUCUGGAGUAAGGUGAUGAAGUCUUAGUCUGCAGACUAAAAAUUACCUUCUUGUUGAAAGAGUGGCUACACACUCUGCCUUAACCUCUCCCUCCCUUAGUAAGACCCCCUCUCAAAAGAAUUGCCUCGGCAUCGAAAUUUGAAAAACAUGGUACAGUAUCUGUACAAGAUCAACGAAAAUCUCAAGGUGAAUCGAAAUAUUUUUUGUUUUGUUUUGUUAUGUUUUUUAUCAUUUCCGUCUCGGGUUUAUGUACGCAUAUGGUAGUACAAUUAAAAAUAAUAGUCUAGCUAUAUAUAACUAAUUACACAGAGAACAUUUGCACAACUUCCUCAUUUCAUACUUCCUUAAGCAUGCAACACUGCAGAUACCCAAGACAUACCGUGCAUUAGUUCUGUGAUCAGAGCUAGAGAACUAAAACGAAGUUUCCUCAGGAAGUUAAAAUUCAUCAAAGUUAGUCGGUAAAGGAAACGAGGAGAUUGAAAAAACACAACUGAAAAAUCAGUCAUGCUCUAAAUACUUUGUGAGAAAGUCAUUUUAUUCUACAAAGCUGGUUUCAUUUGUAGGUAGCAAAACAUGCCAACAAAAUAUGCUCUUUGAAAUCCAUUAACUAGUUUAUCGCCUUACGAUAUAACCUGACGAUCUCAAUCCCGUCGGCGAGGCAUCUUAAGAACACCAAAAAUAUUCAACGUAAUACUCCCCUGCUUUAACUGAAUAAAUCAGAACACUUUGUAUCUUCUUUAAUCUUUAACCUUAUGCUAAAAGAGAAGCGACCGUGUGAGAGUUUGUGUUGUUUUAUUAUUCUAAAUUUCUCUAUUUCAUAUGCUUGUUCUUGGUUGAAAUCGACUUGUUAUUAAUCUGUUUUUUUUACAGUUUCCUUGAAGCGUGAUCCCUCUCAAAACUUCCGCUCAUUCCAAGUCACACCUUGAGAGUGACCGGAAUUGCGUCCAUACCUUAAUUGGUCGUCCAAGCGUAACUUUCACUUUCGUGACAUUUUCAACUUUCUUAUCGAAACAUUGGUUUCGGACGAUGAAUUUAGCGAGGAUACAUGCAUUAAUCGUGCUUAUAAUUGAUUUGUUAUUGCCGAGAACUGGUAAAUGUAGAGGGAAUUGAAGAUAAUCCUUGCCUUCAUGAGUUAUGUUCAUGUUAUAUCGUCGUGAUGCUCAUAGAUCAAGUCUGAUAUUCAUUACGAUAUAAUGGUUAGUAGCUUCUAAACAAAAGCAAAAAAUAAAGAUAAAUGAUAAGAUAAAAAGGGCCACGUGGAAGAUCUGUAAAGGAGUCCUUUACCCCAAAUAGAAACAGACCACCGAAAUGGUAAUUAAGUAGGAUUAUAACGAUAAAACACGCCCCAUUUCCACACUUUAACAAGAUUAUAACAAUAUAACAUUUCAAGGUUUCGACCUCAAUGUUCCUUUUUUAGUCUCAAAGCGAGUGUCAAUAGGCAGCUUAUUCCAUCUAUCUACUAAAUUUACUGCCCCCAUUACCUUCUUUGAUGCGCUAAGUUUUGAAUUUUCCAUGAAGCAUCAACUUGAAAUGUAAAUGUAGUUGAUGGAUACACUAUAGAAUCAGCCAAAGUGCGCAAUGCAAAGGGUGCUGUGUCUGCGAAGCGUAGUUUUUCCGAAGAAAUUUGACAUAUCAAUUGAACGAUGUUUUAUCUCUGAAUUAUGAAACUGUAAGAGGCCGAAAACAGAUGACAUGUCGCGUAACACUGAAAGCGGAAAUUUUUAAGGAAAAGUCGACUUGCGUUUCAAUUUUGCGUGUUAGACAGUCGUGCAGUAAAUUAAAAAAAAAAAAAAAGCAUUAGGACAGUGUUCCUGUUUCAUUCUUUUAUUCUAUACCUACCGGUAAUUUGAAACUUUCAAGACUAUUUAUAGAGUAAUCAAAUUAGUCGAGUAAAGUUAAUUUGAGUCACCCGAUGCCGAGGCAUCUGUUCUUUAUGGCCAGGUAACACACUUAAAAUAGAAAAGCACCUAUAAAGCUAUCAAUCAUGGCAAUAUAAUUAUUUGCAUAUAUAGUUCCGCAUAGGACAAGGAUACCUUAAAAUACCGCAAAAUUACAAGAUUUGUCUAUGCCGACUUACAACUGCCUCUCAGUGUGUUCUCAAACAUCUAAAACGAAGUUAUCAGUGAAUUGCAUCAUGAUCUGGAUAUCAGGCACCUCGGUUCUAAUUCUAAGACGCGGCUGUCCUAAUAUUAAACGCACGUGCAUCUGUAAGGGCAAAGAGGGUAGUUUCUUUGGCAAAGUAAUAACACCAUGGCCAGUCAAUUCUCCUCGAUGAAUCGAUUAUCACGAACACAGCACUAAGCAAUUAUGGACUACCUGAAGAAUCAACUAUGUAAAAACAUAUCUUUGAGCUCAAAUGCUUUCUUGACUUGGCCCCGAAAAUUAAAUUCGAUGAAAACGAUAACAUAAAAAUAUUUCCUGAAAAUAAGUCGAAUAAAAUAAUUUCAAGGGUUACAGUAGCUUUACUGAACUUAAAUCAUUCUUAUGAUAACAUCGACAUCCUUUACCAAAUGUUUACUUGGGAACUAAUAAUAGGCUUGUUAUAAUGACCCUAUAUAGCCAUUUUUGAACCAUGGCGCAAAAGCUUCAGAACACAUGAGGGAUUUGUCGAAGUUUCCGAUUAGCAUACGAGCGGGAAAUUUAAACGCUGAAGGUAAGACAGCGAAAAGAACAUUUGAGGGCAGAAAACAGCAGCGAGAAAGUUGGAGGAGAAAAUUUCACUUUCUCGCUCGACGGACUAUCGAAUCACGACUUAGCCGCUGUCAGAGUAAUCUUUCAUAGUAUGAGAGUAGUUCAAAUCUCGCGUGCGCUACGCAAGUCAGACUUAAUUCUUUGUGUGCAUAAUAAGUAAUGGUAAUAGGACUGAGUGGAGUCCAAUUCGGUCUGUAAUCAUACUAGUGAUAACAAAACCGGUAGACCACGCAGCAGAAGUCCGGUUGGUAAAAUUUCCGGACAGCCCCAUACCACAUUAUGCAUUCAGUUCUUGGAUGGAGAAAACAAUGACAAAAAGAAUACAUUUCCACUGGGAAAACAGAUUUGUUUUACAAUAGUAUGGAGCUGUGCGGAAAUUUUUACCGUCCUAUUUGUUUAUCACGAGCAUGAUAACAAACUGUCCGAUAAAAAAAACAAAGUACGCAGAGAGAGGUUAAAAAUACACCGAAAUUUUUUUUUUCUGAUUAGUCAGAAAUUUUUCGCGUCGCUCCGGCCAAAGUUCUUCAGCGCUAACAAUAACAAAGGGACUAUUGGUUAACACUUAAUGCUUAAUUAUCCUGCUUCAUACCUGCAUUUGACUUCUGUUAAGCAUGGCAUAUCCGUUGUUUCCCUGAGCUGUUUGCAGCCACAUGUUGCCUCCUUCAAUUCCAAUGACGUUAUCAUUUGGCGUCUGACCAAGACUCAGUCUUUUCUGGCAAUCUCUGGUUUGAUCGUUCGACAUCAUGUACACCUGGGAGGAGACACAACACGACAGUUCAACAGGAAAGAAAAAAGUAUCCUAUUUCAUUACUCCUUUAGGUGGUUCGACUGCUUAAUAUCGCACAUGUGAAGGGCUGUCAUGUUUUAGCUUUAGCUCUGUUUGACCUGAAAGCACCUCAAGGCCUCUUGUCGCUGCCCUUAUUGUUCUUUCUACUGCAUACGUGAAUUGUUUUCUUAUUGUUAUUGCGACAGUUUGGAAAAAAACCAGCUAAACACUCAGCCUAACGUAUUUAAAGUUAUGAGGCAUUAUUUUAAACAUUUCCACGAGGAGUCUGUCUUCUCACCUUUACUUCCUGAGUACCUUGACCGUAGAAAUCCAAAAAGAAAAAUUUCUGUCAUCAUCGCAAUCUUCUGUAAUAUGGUUCAUAGCAGUGGUUAUCAAGAAGAUUAUUAAGCAGAUUGACUGCUCGUCGUCAGAGCAUGGUGGGAGGAGGUCGUGAAGGGUCCUGCAGAUGUUUGAACACAUUUUCUAAUAUAUAGAUUUAGCUUAGCCUGAAAGCGAAGCUCAAGCUAGUUUCUUUUCCAGCCCCUCACUCUAAUGAAACUCUUCAGCACAGGCUGUCGAAGUGGUUAUUCCAGGGGAUUUAGGGAGGGGUUCAAAAUAUGUAAGCGAUUUAUUUAUUUAAUUGUUUAUUAUUACUUAUUUUUCCUCGUUUCUUCCGACCGACUUCGCGGAGUCAUGUGAAUUACGUAUUUUAAGUUUUAAGUAAAUAUGUUUUAUAUUUGUGAUCGCAAAAUUUCUCGCUCGUUUCUUUUCUCCCUUCGCGGGGUCCCUCUCUUGAGCUCUGUGAAUCACCCAAACAUUUUCGCUAAAACUGGGUUUCCUUACAUUGAGGUACUUAUUCAUAAGUUAUUGUAUGACUGGGGCAAAUAAUAUCGUUCGUCAUACCAGGGACCUCGUUCUAAAAAUGCUCGUGAAGUUCUGGACGUUCUCUGAGCAAAUUUGACAAUAUUAGUAAUGAAAUUAUUAAAACACAUCCAACAAAGAUUUUUCGAAAAAAUAUUUCCAUUACCAAUAACCCACUGAAACACGCGUAAGGGAAAUAGAAUCAUGAGAGAAAGUGCCGAGGAUAGGAAACGCGCGGGCUAACAUCCUGGUAUUUCUGCCAAUUGAAGAAAGACGGGAGCUCCUACGAGCACGAGAUGGAAUUAAUAAUGUUGUCAUAAAUUUAAAAAAAAACAAACAAACAAAUCAAUCAAUCAAUCAAGAAAGAUAUUUCGCAAAUUUGUUGAACUCUUGACAAAGACCCUUGAACGUUUGCAUUUUACCUUGGACUCUCAACCAAAACCUACACUUAAAAAAAUAUACUCGCCUUUCCUAUUUAUUUAUUUAUUUAUUUUUAUUUGUUAUUUAUUUAUUUUCUGCCAACACUAACAACGACGACAAUGGUGAAAAUUAGUUGGUGACACGAUUUUGGGGAUUACUAUGGAAAUUAUAUUACACUAGUUAUAGUUCUCACUAGAGCUGCCCCCGCCCUACAGUACUAUUUUCUUUUUUUUUUUUUUUUUUGAGUUGGGCUUGUUGUUUACAGUUGUGUAAUUUUUCUGUUAUGCUGUUACGGAAUUGCGGCUCAGUACUUUGGUGUUAGGAAUUUUUUUCUCAAAAUACUACAAGUGUACAAAAUGUAGUUUUGGGAAGUGCUUGGGGUUUUUUUUUUUUUGCUGUGUGGUUUAACUUAGGAUUUGUUUGUUCUUCACGAUCAAGAAGAAGCAGAAUGUAGGGACUUGGGUGAGUUUUAACAUUGGAAUGUUAUAGGUGGCAUUGGAGAACAAUUUAUAGACAGCAUUGAAGAACAAUUUAUUAUUAUAUAGUUAUUAGACACAAAAUUAUACCUUAAGAGGGCCUACAUUCUCUCUUCUCCAGUCUUCCUCUAUACUAGGACAAAUCUCGUGUCAAAGACACCGAUCCUAAAAGUCCUCGCGCGCGUGUCUUUUUACUGGCAGCCCAUGACCAUUUGCGGGAAAAACGUUGAUACCUUGCGGCCGUGCAAGCGAUCAAAUCGAGAUUUUUUCUGGUUAUGAUCUACCGAAAAUACCCACAUUCUCUCUUCUCCAGUCUUCCUCUAUAUUACACGGGGAGUCCUAAGGUGCCUCCUCGGGUUUUUGGCCCUCUGGGGCCAAAAACCCUGCGGGGGCAAUUAAGUAAGUAUGCACCAGAUUACUAAUAUAUUUUAGUGCACUUUUAGAACUUCUGCAUAUCACCGAGUAUAUUGAGAGAAAAGGUUUUCUUUCAGCCUCCCAGUUAUAUUUGGCAAACUAUUGUCCCGGAAGCUAUUAAAGCAUUUGUAUCCAAAAUGAAAAAAUAAACAACGCAACAAACUGAUCAUAUGAGAGAGACAAUGAAAAGCACCUCGGUGUGUCGCUUUAGCCGGGUUUCACCUGUCUCCAGGACAGCGAAAAACGGUCCUUAAGUUACAGUUACCCACGGCAUUUUGCGUAUCAUGGUCCUCGUUACGAAAGCGAGGUUCUGAGAUUGAAGUAUGGUCGGAAUAAGAUAUAGCAGUACCUGGGUGCAUAGUGAAAAAAAGUAACUGAUUUCACAACGGCUGAGUAAUUAAAAGUAAAACUGAUGAUCCCGAAAAACAGCUGUUAGAGAAAUUAUCAGGGUAAAAACAAACCAAGUAAAAUUUUUUAAUAAGCAAUUUACUGCUUAAAAUUUCAGUAAACCUAAUUUCUUAAUUCAUAGAUGACGUUUAGACAGGCCUUCGAAAGGCCUUCAAGCUCUGAACAGACAUCACUCGACCCUGUGCAAGUUCAACAAGCACAGAGCUCCGCUGAGCUUACUGUUCACCUGACCUUUUCACGAACGGAAUCUGGGUUGACCACCUACGAAACAGUGAGCGACUGCAAAAAAGAGCGCGGCUAUGAUAACGUUGAGACUAAUCGAAAGUCGAGUUCAGUAAGUGAGGGGCGUUCAGGUAUUCAGGAAAGAGCACGAGAAAACACAGUGUUGGUGAGUGGUGAUAAAGGAAUACAGCAGCCAUCUACUCUGUGCGAUGAAGAAGAAGAAAACAAGGAUCAUUUUGUUCAUAAAGAAAGAAAAGGUAGAGCCAGUUUUGAAGUGAGUGCUCGCGAAAAAACUCCGGGCCGCCCUUAUGAAGAAACAAGUGAUUUACUUGUAAAACGGGCGUCUUGA